Messenger RNA from Gregarina niphandrodes, 1569 nucleotides. RefSeq names its product putative transmembrane protein. Gene Ontology annotation, biological process: dolichol-linked oligosaccharide biosynthetic process; glycolipid translocation. Lineage: Eukaryota; Apicomplexa; Conoidasida; Eugregarinorida; Gregarinidae. The coding region runs from base 1 to 1569 and encodes 522 amino acids. The record is from RefSeq and is a predicted model, not a curated record. Gene Ontology annotation, cellular component: endoplasmic reticulum membrane. The transcript has a single exon.
AUGAAUGUAAUUGAAUUGUGGGUCUAUUCAUUCGGUAUCAAAGUUACAGGAUUGGUCUCGAAUGUCAUUCUCGUCAAUGCCGUUUCAUUGGAGGCAUAUGGGCUACAGAAUGUCACGAUAUCAUUCAUUUCCAAUUCUCUGAGCUGGAUACGAGCCGAGUUCGGAAGAACAUUGCUGCAAAAGAACAUUAAUGCUCCGGAGACAUUUACUGCCCUAAGCCUCCUGGCAGUAUACCUGACAUGCGGGCUCGCUGCUGUUAUUUGGUGCGUUGGCAGUAUGUGGAUCCCUAGGGUAGCAGCAUCAUUCGUCAGGAGUUACGUAUCCUCAUUAGCGUUAUACAGUGCAGCAGCAGUGAUUGACAGCCUGACAGAGUCGGGCCAUGUGACUGUUUGCGCGACGUCGGGGGGUAUAGAGUUUAUUGCACGAUUGGAAUCGCAGAGUCAAGCGGCGACAAAUCUUCUUACAUUAUUCACGGUCACGGCAUCGCGUAUUGUAUGUCCUUCUUCGAUCGACAGAAACUACAUUUUGGCGGGGGCAGUGUGCAGAUUGUUAUCGUCAAUCUGGCAGCACUACAAGGUAGGAAGAUACUAUUUGGCAAAAGAGCGCAGGCUAGACGAAGAGCGACAAGAACAGGUACAUCACCCUUUCUUAUUGGAGCUGAAUGGGAUACUGAAAUUUAAGGGGAAGAGUUUGAGACAAGCCAAGAAAGCUAUUCUGUGCGAAGGUCGGAAUUCACUUCAGAAAUUCAUUACCGUUGAGGGUGACAAACUGGCCAUGAUGAGGUUAAGCGGGCGUACUGUAGGUGCAAUUGGAUCUGCUCAGACUCUCGGAAGUAUUGUGGUGCGAGUAUUUUUUGCCCCAACAGAAGCGGGCAUUAGAGCGCACUAUUGCCUAUUCGACAAGUAUGAGACGAUAAAUUUACAUUCUUUCAAGGAAGCAACGAAGCUGCAAGUUUCAUUGGGUGCGCUGAGUACCUUAUUUGGAUUUUAUUUCGCUGUUCCAGCCUUGCGCGUUAUCCGAGGUACUGCAUUCAAAUAUCUGGAAUCGGAGGCACUGGCUUACCAUUCCUUGCUCCUUCUGCCCUUAAGUGUAUCGGGCUUGACAGAUGGCAUUUUACACGUUGUGGAUAAGACCGGGACGGACUACGGCCUACUGCAAUCCAUUGUUUUCGCCGCGUGGCUUCUUGGUGCCAGUAGCUUAUGGCUCACCAGUGGCUCAAGUUCAAAUAAAGAUCAAGUGGUGCACUGGUUCGUCUUCACAGGAUUUGUUCAACUGGUUAGACUGUUCGGUUCCAUUCAUAUACUAGGUCUUAGGUUAGGUUUCGGACUUGGUUUACGGAGCGCCAAAGGUACAUUAGAUAACCUCUUCCACCCAAUAUCAAGAAAGGUUACAGUCUUCAGUCUCGUGUGGGGUAUCGUUGUUCUCCCAGUUAUCUUCCGGAUAGUGCGGAGUAUUCUCGAACCUAUCGUCCUCUUUAAUAGGGUUGAUGUUUUUCCCUGCGGGAUAGGAUUGGUCUCUGCAAGUCUGAUGUUCAUUCAAAUUCGAUCGAUCGCCCUUCGAUCGCAGUAG